UUGUUUCCGAAAAGUGAACGUUUCACGAGUCAACAGCAACGUCUUUCGAGAAGUUCUAGGCGCUGUUUGCGACAUUUUUCAUUCUUUUAUCCGUCAUCCAAUGUUUAAUGUGAUGAAAUAACACGUCGGUUAGCGUAUAUUUACGAUAUUAGUGUUCAUAGUCGUAAUUAAGUAAUCGCUAGAUUACUCUGUAAGCUAAUAUGGGCGACGAAAGCCACCCGAAAACUCUCUACGUCGGUAAUUUAGACGCGAGUGUGACAGAAGAAUUCCUAUGCGCGUUAUUUGGACAAAUUGGCGAGGUAAAAGGCUGUAAGAUAAUCCGUGAGCCUGGUAAUGAUCCAUAUGCGUUUCUCGAGUUCACAAAUCACUCGGCGGCGGCUACGGCCCUGGCCGCCAUGAACAAGCGAGUGUUUCUCGACAAGGAAAUGAAGGUUAACUGGGCUACGAGUCCUGGCAAUCAGCCGAAGACGGACACUAGCAAUCAUCACCACAUAUUCGUUGGGGAUUUGUCACCAGAAAUUGAGACUCACAUUCUGCGAGAGGCUUUCGCUCCAUUUGGUGAGAUAUCAAACUGCCGGAUAGUUCGCGACCCACAAACGCUCAAAUCUAAGGGGUAUGCUUUUGUAUCAUUCGUGAAAAAGGCCGACGCUGAGGCGGCUAUUCAGGCCAUGAACGGUCAAUGGUUGGGUUCGCGCUCCAUACGCACGAAUUGGUCGACUCGCAAACCGCCUACCAACAGACCUAACGAAGGUGCGCCCAGCAGCAAGCGAGCCAAACAGCCAACUUUUGAUGAAGUGUAUAACCAGAGUUCACCAACGAAUACGACUGUCUACUGUGGAGGAUUCACUAGUAACGUAAUAACAGAGGAAUUAAUGCAGAACACAUUCUCUCAGUUUGGUCAGAUACAAGAUAUCAGGGUGUUCAGGGAUAAAGGCUACGCGUUUAUUAGGUUUACAACAAAAGAGGCCGCUGCGCAUGCAAUCGAAGCCACUCAUAAUACAGAAAUUAGCGGACACACAGUGAAGUGCUUCUGGGGGAAAGAGAAUGGUGGCGGUGAUAAUCAGAGUACGAACAGUGCGCCACCUGCACCGACAACCAUUGGAGCACAAACACAGUAUCCAUAUCCAUACCAGCAAGGCAUGGGGUAUUGGUAUGCCCAGGGCUACCCCGCGAUACAAGGCUACAUGGCCCCAGGGUACUAUCAGCAGUAUGCAGCCGCCUAUAGCAACCCUCAAGCUGCCGCAGCAGCCGGCUACCGCAUGAGCAUGCCGGGCGGCGCUGGCACGGGCGGCGGCGCAGCGUGGGGCGGCGCUCCGCCCGUCAUGUACGCGUCCGCUAUGCCCUCCGCACAGUACCCGUCGCAGUAGCUGCAGCCCUACGCGCCAGGCGUCCGCGCCGGCCGGGCCUGACUGUGACGUUGCACGCUUCCUUGGACGUACGUGAUCGGUGUAGACGGGGGUUUUAAUCGCAUGGGUAUUGUUAUGGAGCGUUUUUCAAAAAGGCUUUGUAAGAGUGCAUACGGAAUCUAUGGUCAACUCGUUCGUAUAGAUCACGUGAUCUGUGUUGACGGGGGUUUUUGGCGCGUUGGAGUAAAUCGCGUGGGUGUUCUUAUGGAGCAAUCUUUAAAAACUCUUCAUAAAAAUACACAAGUAAUCUAUGGUCAGCGUAUUGGUAUAGAUUACGGGGGUCUUAUGGAGCGUUCUUCAGAAAGGCUUCGUAAGAGUGCAUACGUAAUCUUUGGUCGACACGUUUGUAUAGAUCACGUGGGUAUUUUUAUGAAGCGUUCUUCAAAAAAUCUUCAUAAAAAUACACAAGUAAUCUAUGGUCAGCGUAUUGGUAUAGAUCACGGGUGUGCUCUUAUGAGACGUUCUUCAAAAAGGUUUUAUAAGAGUGCAUACGUAAUCCAUAAUCAAGAUGAUUUUUGUAUUCCUAUGAAACCAUCAUCUAAAAUGCUUCAUAAAAUGGGUAUUCUUAUGGAGCGUUUUUCAGAAAGGCUUCGUAAGAGUGCAUACGUAGUCUAUGGUCAACGCGCUCGCAUGGAAUGUGUGUGUAUUCAUAUGAAACGAUCUUCAGAAAGACUUCAAAAGAGUACAUACGUAAUCUAUGCUAGAGUAAUCAUAGAUUACUUAUGUAUUCUUAUGAAAAGUUCAAAAACGCUUCAUAAAAAUACACAUGUGAUUUAUAAUCGCAACAUAAAAACCCGUCUCAAAAACCUACUCCCACUUUUCGGCUCUAUCCAUCUCGCUCGCUCCAGUCGAAAUGUCAGUACGAAUGACAAGGGCAGAUAACGACUAAGAUACGGAGUAGCAGGGCUAGCCCCUCCCAGUUUCCGCAUUUUCUGAUCUAUUCAACCCUGACGCUGUAUGGCCAUGUUAAUACCUAUCUAUCCACGAUUGACUGUACUAGAGAUAGAUAUUUGACUAUUCGAAGACAGAUGUGAUAUUAAUUUCGGUCCUGAAUGAGUGAAUAGUCAGAAAAGUCGGAAACACUGCUCCCGCCUUGUUACUCCGUAUUUUACGCCCCUCUACCCCUUUCACUCGUGCCUUCGUUUCGACAGGAGACGGAUGGAGUCGAAAAUACGGUGUAGACCCCCUGUAGAAAAUGUGACUUCGCUCCGACCCGAAAACGCUCCCAGUCAAGUUAAAUAUUUAUUAUUGUUAUACAGUUACAGUUUUUGUAUGGUGCAUUUUAGUAUACAGUUCAUUAAAAAUAGAUGGAAAUGCCCGACUUUUUUAAAUUCUAAUUUUUCUUGACAGUCCUGCUUUUAUCAUACAGGGUGACUGGUUGAACAAGGAACAUUUUUGUACAAGAUAUUGAGUUCCUUGCACAAUUGGUGGUCCUGUAUAACUUGUUUUUUGAAAACUCAAAUGAAAAAGUGUACCUACUCCAUCUAAAAUUUACAAUAAAUGUUGAUGUUGAAUUAUGGAGCAGCUGAUUUCUUUCUGGAGCUUGUUAACAGUAGCCGAUUACGUACUUCCAAGGAAAUAUACAAUUUCAUAUUCACUCAUACAGGGUGGAGACAACUUAGUGUUUUGCCUGAUUUCUAAACACUGAGCUUUGUUUGUAGAAAAAAGGCAUAAUGUUGAUUGCUACUGUUAGUUAGCGGAGUGUAUAGCAGAGCUACACUUUCCGAUGUAUUGUGAUCAGCCAGUUACGCCUAUUCUGCUACUAAGAACUGAGUGUUAAGAAGUCGCGUAAAAGUAAUGUUUUUUUUACUAUGACAAUCAAGUUUUACUACGGGACCAACAUUGAAACAACUUGCUACCCUAAUACAUAAGGUCAAGAUGUUAGUUUUAUAAACGGCAAAGUAUCAAUGUUGGUGUUCUAGUCAAAGUUGUUGUUGACAGUACAUUACGGUUGUAAAUCGUUUGUGUCCACCCUGUAUUGCUCGAAUGUGCGAAUCGCGGGGUUUUCCUAACUUGGUUAUUCGAUUGAGAGGAUUUAGGAAAAUGAACCGGCAGAAUUGGAUUCCUAGUUUCUGAAAAAAUAUUAAGUGCCUUAUCAGUUAAUUGAGUAUUGAAUUUUGUGAUAGCCACUGCGUUUGGUUGUUAAAUAUUUGAUUAUGCAAACAGAGCUGCAUGAAAUUUGAUUGCUAACUGAAAAGCUAUUUGAUGGGUUUUAUGGAAACAGGAGUCGACUCUCGAUUUUUGUGAGCACUCUAAUGGUUGGUCUUCCUAUGUCUUAUCUUUUCGAAUGAUGAUUGCUUUUCUUUGGCACAUUUGCAAGACGAGUGCACGACUGCCCGUUCGUCUUGCAAAUCGCAUAGAAUCGCUCGGGAUUCGCACAUUUCGAGUAGACGCGACUGCGAUAAUUUUGGGUUGUGGCUAAAGUGCUUUUAUAGUUUACAAUCUCCCAACUCUCAUUUAUCGUAGUCGACACCGCCUACUGCACUCGAUCGCGCACACAACACACACACAAAAUUAUAUUCGGAACCCAUAAUUAUCAUGAGACUCAAACGCAGGAUCGCUCCUUAAUAUGUAUUUUAGUUCCCGAUAGAUUUUAGAUAUUAAAAUAUGUAUUAUGGAAACCAUGCGUAACUAAUACGCAGUUAUGUUCCUAAAACGUAUAUUUCGGAGACCAAGUGGGUAGUUACAAAUAAUUGUUACUGCAUUAUAAGACUGUACGGAGCAAUAAUAUGUGUCACUUAGUAACUAGAUUUGUCAUGAAAACAGCGGUACCUCUGUAAUAUUACGGAAUCAAUUCCUGCCAUUUCACGAUGACCAUGUAUUUUCGAAAUUUGUUAAAGCUAUUUGAGUCUCAUAAUAAUGGAAUUCUCAGUCACGAUCCGUGGAAUCAAUUUGUAAAUUGUAUAGUUUGACAAUAUUAUGCUGAUACAUCGAACCUCGCGGCCUCUCCCGCGAGUUAGUUCUUUUCGGGGCGCGGGGGAGGUCGUCCUGACUAGACUUUUCUUUUCCGUGUGUGUAAAAACAUUAACAACUGUAGAUCUCCUCAUUGUUUUCAAAGACUUCUGGUAAUAUUGUCAAGCGUGUACCCAAAUUGUUAGACCGUACAUAUCUCCAAGCUACAUCGAAGACGGCAGAGUGCCGGCAUUGUUGCGCAGGAGUGGUGCGCGCGGGCACGUGCGCCCGCGACUCGCGCUGGUGACGUCACACGACUCCCCGGCGUUGUUAGUCGACCUACAUAGAUAGGACAUAACGAAAUAAAUUAUAAAUUUUUAAAAAAGUUAUAAAUAUAUAAGGGGAGUAGUGUCGCGAGUGGCCUCGUGUACAUACGUUGAUAUUUAUUGGCGCCCUGCGCUGGCAGACUGAGAUAUCCCAGGACUACUCAAAAGACGCGCCAGUAAGUUUGACAUAUUUAUAAUUAUUAAGUUCGGCACAUGUUGUUUUGUUUGACCUUGUUAUGAUUUUGUAUGGAAACACUGGUAAGUCAAUAAAGCAGUGGGUCUGGGAAAAGAUGUUUGAUUUACCGUUUAUAUAGCGUUUACUGUAUUAUGUUUAUUUCUGGGUCCAAAAGUUUUUAUACGAGCCGACCUGACGGUCCACCCCUGUGGUCGGAGUCAGCACAAUAUACAUUCAGAUGAAGAGAAAUUAUUGUAAAGGUCAUUUUGUAAAAGGAAAAUAAAUAGUUUAAGUUUACUAUAACUUUU
Molecule: messenger RNA, 5107 nt
Organism: Ostrinia nubilalis (European corn borer)
Lineage: Eukaryota; Metazoa; Arthropoda; Insecta; Lepidoptera; Crambidae
Gene: Rox8
Product: nucleolysin TIAR
Exons: 4
Coding region: 201-1367 (388 amino acids)
Molecular function (GO): mRNA binding
Source: RefSeq, a predicted model, not a curated record